UGGAACUUCACCAUAGGGGUUAUACUAUUCAUAGGAUUAUUCGUAUGAAUAAAUGGGGUCGGUCGGGAAUGGGUCGGAGAUGAUUGAACUUUGUGCACCGAUCAACCUUGCUUUCCAUCUCCAUUUUCAUUGUCCACUGUUGAGGAUAUUGAAGUUUCUGCACUGAUAAACAUUACCGGUGCAUCUUUUCUCAGAAUUCAACCCAAUAGCCAAUAAUGUCAGAGUUUACUUCCUCUUCCCCAAAUGGUAUAUUAAUGGAGGUAGGAAUAGUUCCAGACAACUGGGAACUUCAAUUGAAGAUUUCUCGCAAUUGCUUCAGCCUACAUACAAAGGAGCCUGAGAUCAUUGAAAACAUGCCGCACCUGACUCUGCUGUUUUCCCGAGGGCCCACAGCGGAAGUCCCAAAAUCAAACACUAUCUGUGCCCCCAGUCAAUGUUUAGUUGCGGCUUUUCCAUUAUAAUAACUAUUUUUGUUGGCUUAUUACGAGUUCGCAGCCUUGUUUGAAUUCUGCAGCAGCAACCCUGCAACCAUAAGAGUCCAGGAGUAGAAUUUGUGUAGAGAAGCUUAUGUGAAGUUGAACUUUUUGGCUUCAAGCAUGAUUUCUCCCUGGUCAUCAUCUUCACAAUUUCAUGUAGUAGCGGUUUCUCAAAUUCUGGCCUUUCUUUUCUUCUUCUUCUUUUCUAAUGGAGUUUCUGGGACUACUUUUACUUUUGUAAAUGACUGCGAUUUCACUAUUUGGCCUGGAGUCUCGGGGACACCUGAUUUCAAUAUCACCGGAUUUGAGCUAACAAAAGGUAGUUCACGCUCCAUUCAAUCUCCGGUUGGUUGGGUGGGUCGCUUCUGGGGUAGGACCGGCUGCAACUUCAAUAGAUCCGGUAACGUGUCGUGUGCCACAGGUGAUUGUGGCCCCGGUAAAGUAGAGUGUAACGGAACCUCAUACACACCACCCGUUACAAUUGCGGAAUUCAGUGUCAACCAAUUCCAAGGCCAAGAUUUUUAUGAUGUCAGCCUUGUUGAUGGCUUCAACCUCCCAAUACUUGUGGAGGCUACUGGUGGUUCUGGUUCUGGUUCUGGUUCUGGCUCUGGCUUUGGCUCUGGGUUACGUAGUUGUGCGAAGACAGGUUGUGUUGAUGACUUGAAUCAACGUUGUCCACCGGAGCUUACUUUGGGUAGUGCAGGUGCGUGUAGGAGUGCGUGCCAGGCGUUUGGCUCGCCGGAGUAUUGUUGUGUCAAUUCAUUUUCAACACGCUCGACGUGUAAGCCAACAGCAUAUGCUCAGUUGUUUAAAUCAGCGUGCCCAAGAUCCUAUAGCACUGUGUUCGAAGAUCAGACGAGUACGUUUACGUGUCGCGAUGCUGAUUACACUAUCAGAUUUUGUCCGGCUUCCGAUUCAUUUUCAACGAUCGAACUCGGCGGCCAACUUAACUCUACUGACCAGCUUGUUUCCAUCCGUGGAAAUUUCACGUUAGGGUUUUUCGGUGAAGGGUAUAGGUACUUGGGGAUUUGGUAUACUGACGAUGUUGAAUUAAAGAAAGUAUGGGUAGCGAAUCGAAACACGCCAAUUGUAUCUACCUCAGGCGCCCAUGCCCUCUCCAUUGAUGCCAACACUGGAGACUUGAUCAUCAUUGCAGGAGGGAGAACUCUAAUGAGUAUUACGAAUAUUGAAACUGGUCCAAACCCAAAUGUGACUGCAACUCUCGAAGAGAAUGGUAAUUUUAGGUUGAUUGAUGAAACUGACAAAAGGGUUUUAUGGCAGAGUUUUGAUCAUCCAACGAAUGUACUUUUACCUGGUAUGAAACUUGGGUAUGACAGGACCACAGGAAAGAACUGGACCUUGACUUCUUGGGUGAGCAAUGAUAUACCUUCUUCAGGAGCUUUUACUAUGAGCUGGGAGCCCAUUGAAGAAACAUCUCAAAGAUUGAUGAUUCGAAGACGAGGACAACCCUACUGGAGUAGUGGGAAUCUAAACAAUCAAGUAUUUCAAUAUAUGUUUGCAUUGAAUAGUCCAAGUAGCCAAUCUAGAUAUAAUCUCUCUUCUGUAUACACCAACGAAGCACGAUACUUUAGCUAUGAGGCCGAUAAUAUUGCUGCUUUACCCAUGUGGAUUUUAACGGCAAAAGGACAAAUUACAGAUAUUGAUAAUUCUACUGUUUGGACUCCUGAGUUCUGUUAUGGGUAUGAUUCUGGUAAUGGUUGUGUGGGGUCGAGUUUGCCUCAGUGUAGGAGAGAGAGUGAUAAUUUUAGUGAAAAGAAUGGAGAUUUUGCUCAGGAUACGACAAGAACUGAUAUUGAUGAUAAUUCGAGCUUAAGUAUUAGUGAUUGUUUUGUUAAGUGUUGGAAUGAUUGCACUUGUGUAGGGUUUAAUAGUAGUAACAUUAAUGGAACUGGCUGUGUUAUUUGGACUGGAAGCAAUAACUUUUUGGUUAAUCCUCGUGAUAAUUCUACUUUAAAAUAUGUGAUCAACCAAAAUCCAAUCACUCCAAAUACAGGUAACAAAACAGAAAACAACAAGAAUUGGGAACGGAUACUCAUUGGCGUUGUCAUUCCUCUUUUUUUCCUAUGUUUUGGCAUUUUAUGGUAUAUAAAGAAGAGAAAGCAUAAACGGAAAGAAUAUGAGAGACAAAAGAGAGAUGAGUAUUUCCUGGAGUUGACAGCUUCUGAAAGCUUCAAGGAUAUACAUCAGCUUGAAAACAAUGGUGGGAAAGGAAAUGACUUGUUUUUAUUUAGCAUUGCCUCUAUCAUGGCUGCCACUGAUGAUUUCUCAGUUGAGAAUAAGCUCGGACAAGGUGGUUUUGGACCUGUUUACAAGGGAAGACUAAGUGAUGGGAGAGAAAUUGCAAUCAAAAGGCUUUCAAGAACAUCAGGGCAAGGGCUUGUGGAAUUCAAGAAUGAACUAGUACUCAUUGCUAAACUCCAGCAUACAAAUCUUGUUCGGGUUCUUGGUUGUUGCAUUCAUGGUGAAGAAAAGAUGUUAAUAUACGAAUAUAUGCCUAACAAAAGCUUAGAUUUCUUUCUCUUUGAUGAAAACAGAAAGGCAGAGUUGGAUUGGUGUAGAAGAUUCAACAUAAUUGAAGGAAUUGCUCAAGGGUUGUUAUACCUGCAUAAGUACUCACGAAUGAGAGUUAUUCAUAGAGAUCUAAAAGCUAGUAAUAUUCUUUUAGAUGAAAGUAUGAACCCCAAGAUUUCUGAUUUUGGUAUGGCUAGAAUAUUCAAUCAGAAUGAGACUGAGGCAAUCACUAAUAGGGUCGUUGGAACAUAUGGCUAUAUGUCUCCUGAGUAUGCAAUGGAAGGGACUUUCUCUAUCAAGUCUGAUAUCUUCAGCUUUGGAGUCUUGAUCUUGGAAAUCGUGAGUGGAAGAAGAAAUAGCAGCUUUGUUCAUCUUGACCGAACUUUCAAUCUUAUUGGAUAUGCAUGGGAGUUAUGGCAACAAGGGGAUACAUUGGAAUUGAAGGAUCCUACAUUGGGAAAUAAUUUUGUUGUACAACAAUUCUUGAGGGCUGUUCAUGUUGCCCUUCUAUGUGUACAAGAAAGUGCAGUCGAUAGGCCAACAACAUCCGAUAUGAUCUCCAUGCUUCUUAAUGAUGCCAUACUGUUACCCACUCCAAAUAGGCCAGCAUUCAUCAUCACUACCAGAAUGGAAUCAGAGUCGAAGUCAACUUCGGAUGAAAAUAAAGCAAAAGAUUGCUCUGUAAACAAUAUGACAAUCACUGUUGUAGAGGGUCGAUAGUUUAUGAGUGUAGCUACUCUUGUACUAUCAUUCUUUGUAAAAUACUGAUUGUAUUGUAAUUUGUAUAUGAAAUUUUAAUUUUGUAGGA
Molecule: messenger RNA, 3816 nt
Organism: Lactuca sativa (garden lettuce)
Lineage: Eukaryota; Viridiplantae; Streptophyta; Magnoliopsida; Asterales; Asteraceae
Product: G-type lectin S-receptor-like serine/threonine-protein kinase CES101
Biological process (GO): protein phosphorylation
Cellular component (GO): plasma membrane
Molecular function (GO): ATP binding; protein serine/threonine kinase activity
Source: RefSeq, a predicted model, not a curated record